AUGAUGAGACCUUAUCAUUUUAUUUUGCAGAAUACAUUUAGUUUUGAAGCUGAUAGUAAUCAGAAUAUUUCAUUAUCAUUUAUUGGAUCGAAUCGAACUAGAGGAAGCUCAGUUACCGGAAUUUUAGCUGACCAUCACCAUGAUUUGGCUGGUGCACCAGCAUCAAUAAUUUUGGUCUAUGAUGUGUCUGUUCUAAUGUCUGUAAGCAAGGAAUUAGCGCGCAAAUAUGUAUUAUUUGGAAACAAUAUUCUUUCAGUUUGUAUACACAAUCGUAGAGCAGCGAACAGCUGCGGUCGAAAACAUUUAAUAAGAGUUUGGAAAGUUAUUGAAAUGUGUUUGCGUUUCGGAACAGCGAAAUGGCAAAAUUAUUUGUGGUUGAAUGAUUGCAAUACGGACGAUUCGGAUGAAAUCGAUUCAAAAUCUGAAGGCAGUUCAACAAGUGAUUCGGAAGAAGACAGCAUCGAAGAGGAUGGACCAUGGAUCAUGCAUCCUUUUGGCAGAUAUCUCAUAAAUAAUUUAUUGGAUUAUUUUGGAAGAAUAAAUGAUUAUCAGACAGCAGCUAUCAUUAUUUGCUUAUUAAGUGCAAGAGUGAAAAGAGAUUUUACGAUACCUCAGAUUAAACAAAAUGUGUCAAGUUGUGAUGCGCUUAUUUCAACUUAUCAUAAUCGUUCUCAUAUUCUUCAUCUUUAA
Messenger RNA from Dracunculus medinensis (Guinea worm), 690 nucleotides. The record is from the annotation of a GenBank genome assembly. Lineage: Eukaryota; Metazoa; Nematoda; Chromadorea; Rhabditida; Dracunculidae.